Molecule: messenger RNA, 627 nt
Organism: Lentinula edodes (shiitake mushroom)
Lineage: Eukaryota; Fungi; Basidiomycota; Agaricomycetes; Agaricales; Omphalotaceae
Product: ELYS-like domain-containing protein
Exons: 2
Source: RefSeq, a predicted model, not a curated record
GUUCAAGCAAUCGAACAGCGUCGAGCCAUUCUAGAUGAUACUCUGCUAUUUGACAUCCUGCUUACCCUUGGAGGAAUACGAGAGCCGGAUACACUUUUUCCACCAAACGAUGCUCCCGGUCUACAAAGGCUUCUGAACGCGAUCGCCGAGUCGACUUAUGAUGCGCUUAAGAAAGACUGCCUAAUUUACUAUCUGCUAAAAUGGCAUAGAGAUGGACGAGAAAGAAGGUUUCAAAGGGACCGUUUGAUUCCGCCACAGUUUGCGCAACUGGCAGAGGCGUACUGGUGUUUAGAUGCGGCGGUGAAUGUACCGAUUGCGGUAUCAUUACUUUCCGACUCGCGCUUGAAUCAGGACUAUUCUUCAAAAAUUCUACAAGCCAUAUCCACAGCAUCUGACAUUGACCCUCAUCCACUUGUUGUCGGAUAUGUUCGCACCGCGAAACCACUCCUCACUGAACCAGAUGAUCUGGACCUUUACCUGGUUGCCCUUGCUCAUCACGGUCUUUGUGAAGCUUGGAAUUUCCAACGGUCUUUCAGCGAACUGAGUCCUGCGCGCUCGAGGCUAUUUAAGAAGAUGCUCGAGUGGUGUGUGUCGCGUACGUCUCUGUUGUCCGUUCCUUUUCACUAA